Messenger RNA from Prosopis cineraria, 710 nucleotides. RefSeq names its product acyl carrier protein 1, mitochondrial-like. Gene Ontology annotation, biological process: fatty acid biosynthetic process. The transcript is spliced from 3 exons. The record is from RefSeq and is a predicted model, not a curated record. Bases 146 to 481 code for a protein of 111 amino acids. Lineage: Eukaryota; Viridiplantae; Streptophyta; Magnoliopsida; Fabales; Fabaceae. Gene Ontology annotation, molecular function: acyl binding; acyl carrier activity. Gene Ontology annotation, cellular component: mitochondrion.
ACGCCCACGCAGUCGAAUUAGUCCUCAUUCUCACUCACCCACGAACAAUUCCAGACAGAAAUGGCGCUCAGAGCAGCCAUACUUCGCCAUGUCAGAGUGCCGGCGCAAACCCUUACUCGUGCCGCUCCAAAAUUGAAUCUUUGCAAUGGUUUCUUCCGGUCCAUGUCUUCGCACCAUGAUCAUAUCACCAAAGAAGAAGUCACCGAGAGAGUCCUCUCUGUUCUCAAAGAUUUCCCCAAGCUCGAUCCUUCCAAGGCUAUGUGGGUUGACAUCUAAAAUCAUCAUCAAAGCUGCUGUGAAUUGUGUAAAUCCACAUGCACAUUUCCAGAAAGAUUUGGGUUUGGAUAGCUUGGACAAUGUGGAAAUUGUGAUGGCUCUAGAAGAGGAGUUCAAGCUGGAGAUCCCAGACAAGGAAGCAGAUAAGAUCGACUCAUGCCAUCUUGCUAUUGAGUAUAUCUCUAAUCAUCCCAUGGCUAGUUAGAUGAUGUGUUUCUUUUUCGUGUUUUUGUUUCAUGUAUAAUUCAACUCCAAUGCAUGCUUCCACCCACCUGUCUUCUAGAAGUUUCUGGAACUUGAUUAUUUCUCUUUUCAUUUCCUCUUUAUAAUUGGAGUGAAGGGGUUGUGGUGCUGGAAAAUAAUGUGAAUCUGUUUAAGAAUGAAUUGUUCAUUUAAGAAUUGGGUUCUAAAGGAUUGCUAUUUUAACUUUGGAA